Synchiropus splendidus (mandarinfish) is the source of this 6389-nucleotide messenger RNA. It is a transcript of the gene mllt1a, whose product is annotated as MLLT1 super elongation complex subunit a. Gene Ontology annotation, biological process: regulation of DNA-templated transcription. Lineage: Eukaryota; Metazoa; Chordata; Actinopteri; Syngnathiformes; Callionymidae. The record is from RefSeq and is a predicted model, not a curated record. The transcript is spliced from 12 exons. Bases 114 to 1889 code for a protein of 591 amino acids. Gene Ontology annotation, cellular component: super elongation complex.
CGUCUGCCUUCCGCUUCUCGGCUGGAUUGACACACAAUGAGGAGCCGAGGCUGGAGAGACGCUCCACAAACACCGCUGUAAAUAAAUACAACAAUCACUGAAACCAAGGCAACAUGGAGAAUCAGUGUACGGUGCAGGUGAAGCUGGAGCUGGGGCACAGAGCUCAGCUGAGGAAGAAGGUGACAUCAGAAGGUUUCACCCAUGACUGGAUGGUGUACGUCCGGGGCCCAGAGACAUGUGACAUCCAGCACUUUGUAGACAAAGUCGUCUUCCGCCUGCACGAGAGCUUCCCUAAACCCAAGAGAGUCUGCAAGGAGCCACCAUACAAAGUGGAGGAGUCAGGAUACGCAGGCUUCCUCAUGCCCAUCGAGGUUUACUUCAAGAACCGGGAGGAACCGAAAAAAGUGUUUUUUAACUACGACCUGUUCCUCAACCUGGAGGGUAAUCCGCCCGUCAACCACCUGCGCUGCGAAAAGCUCACGUUCAACAACCCCACCAAAGAUUUUAGGAGAAAGCUGAUCAAAGCUGGAGGGGUGAUGGUGGUUCCAGAUGUGGCUGAAGCUGUGUCGAGGCCAAGUCCAGACUACCCAAUGUUGCCCACCAUCCCCCUCUCUGCCUUCUCAGACCCCAAGAAGACCAAGGCCUCUCAUGUAUCAAAGGACCCGAGUAAAGACGGAAGUGGCAGCAGCAGCAAAGGAGCCAAACCUCACAAGCUGACCAAGGAGCACCGUGAGCGUCCUCGUAAAGACUCUGAGAGCAAAGCCACAUCCAAAGGGGACAAUGAGCGGGAUGGAAGUUGUAAGAGUGGGCGAGACCCUUCCUCCUCUUCAUCCUCUUCUUCGAAAAAGCCGUCAGAGAUCAAAGUCAAGGAGGAAGUGAAAGUUGUUCCCAAGGCUGCAUUCAAGGAACCUAAACUUACUCUGAAGGAAUCAAAGAUGGAAGGCAUGUCGCCCAAAGGAGGGGGGGCAGGGAGUGGUGGGGGCGGUGGAGGAGGUGGCGGAGGAGGUCCCGCAGAGUCUAAGGCCCCAGGAAAACGACCGUCCACUGUGGAGUCUCCUAAAUUAAGCACUAAAAAGCAAAAAAAAGCCAGCUCUGAGGGGAGCAAGGGUCCUACAGGUGGCACUUUCACAGGAACUUCUCCCCGCGUGUCCUCGUCUGCAUCCAGUCAGCCGUACUCUGAGAAAAAGUCCUCGAAGGACAAAGGACGGUGGGCCAAAGUCAAGGGUGACACACAGGAUAUAAAGGAACCCAAAAAACUUCCAGAGUCAGAAGAGUCAAAUUCAGAUGAUGAAGCAUCUUCGAAGUCUGAGCAAUCAGCUCCAUCAAGUCCAUCGAACUCCAGUUCCAGCUCAGACUCAAGUUCAGACUCGGACUUCGAGCCCGGGCAGAAGCCAGGACAAGGCCCGCUACGGUCAAUGGUGGAGGAGAUCCAGUCUGAAGAGUCAGACGAUGAUGACAGUAGCUCAGAAGAGGAAACCCCCAUCAAGACUAACCCUCCUAACAGGGACUCUCGACUCAGCCUAGACAGCGAGAGUGACAGCAGUGAUGGCUCGCACCGCCCGAGUCGAGACACCGCCCCGCCCCCACAGAAACACAGUUCCUCCAAUAACAAAGUUUUAGGCAGAAAGAGUCCUGAUUCCUCAUUUCGUUCUGAGAAGUUGAAGAAGGGAUACGACAAGGUAGGAAGGGCCUACACUGAAGAACUUGUGGACCUUCACCGCCGACUGAUGGCUUUAAGAGAGCGGAACGUCCUUCAGCAGAUUGUCAACCUGAUCGAGGAGACGGGCCACUUUAACGUGACCAACACCACCUUUGACUUUGACCUCUUUUCACUGGACGAGUCCACUGUUCGCAAACUACAGAGCUACCUGGAGGCGACGGCCACGUGACAAGAAGCGGAGCUGCGGUGGCACGUAGGCGGCAGUAGCAGCAGCGUAGGUCAACUCGCGACGCCUGGGAGGCGGCGAGCUGCUGCGUCUGUCGCUUUGAUUUCUCACGAGCCUUACUGAAACAUCAAACACACUCAAGCACACAUAAAGACACACACGGGGAGCAUCAGGAAACUGUAGAAGAGGAAUUGGAGGGGGACUAAGUUUGUGGAGGAAGGCAGCAGAAGAGCAACAAGAUUCCUCUAUACAUCUUUUUUUUUUUUUUUGUGGCGAGCUGUGGAAUGCACCCACUUCCCCUCCUUUGCCCUCCUGCACUCGUGCUGCUCCUCUUACAAACCCAAUGCCUCCUCCCUCCUCUCUUACUCAUUCACACACUCACACACACUCCUUACUCGGCAGAACACUCCAGUUCCCUUCCUGUACUGUCAGCUGGAGCUCAUUUCUCCCCUACAUUUUCCUUUUUUGUGUGUGUGCGAGGUGUAUAAUGCUGUAGUUUCUGAUUCCUCUCUGGAGCCUGAGCACGAGCUCAGGUUUUCAUUUGUCCUCCUUCAACGCGCACGCGUGUCACCCUCGCUCGUAACACUGUAAGAACGACACCGAGACGUGUGCAUGUCGAUGUGUUGGGAUUAAGUUUCCCUGUCGCCGUCACAUCUGAGUUUUCCCCCUUCACUUCCUCGCACUGAAAGUUGAGCCCUGACCUCUUAACAACGACCCCCCACCCCUAACGUAUUCUGCUCCCAAUCUUCCCACAGAGCCCCCGUCCUUACUCAGCUCCAUCCCUCCUCCCUAAUUCAUACCGCUGUGCAUGAAAGGGCUCGCGGCAGACGUGGUGGAGGAUUGCUCCUAAAUUGCCUUCUCAUGGUUUACACAAAAUAACCGUGAAAAAGUAGCCAUACUUGUCUCCCAGAAUCCAAAAAAGGAAAAGAAAAAAGGGGCCAUGCUUUUUUAUUUUUCUACGAGUGCAUUUGUGUAUUUAUUCCCAAAUUACAGUAAUGAUGAGCUAUGAAUGUAUAUCGCUUUUACUUUUCUGUGGUGAGCUACAGCCCCACUCUAGUGCCUUUCUGCAGCUUGCAGCGUGGGGGGGUGAGCCAUGGUCAUGCUGAUUGAAACCCCCGCCACCACCACGAACACCGGCUAGUGUUAAUUGAGUAUCCAGUAUUGUCUCAAAGGCUUCCAUUUCCUUGUGUUGACCUUUAUCAGCGUCUCAAUGUGUUCAGCUUGAGCUCUGGGUUCUAGGCGUCACGUUGGUCCAAAUAUUGUUUAAGGGGCAACUGUGGUGGCUUCUGGCUUGAACUGGGGCUGCACAAUGAGCUUUGUUCCAUUGACAGAAGCAUUCAUACUCAAUAUAACUGGUUCCAAAUGACCAUAAAUCAAGACCUCCAUUACUUCCACCUAUUUUAAACAGGAUUGUUUUGCACUGCAGUUCCAGAAUGAAACCCUCAGCCUCGUACAUCUGAUGAGAUUAUGGAAGGAUGUGUGGGGGAGAGCAGCUUGCAGCUUCAGAAAAUGCAGUCUGAUAAUUGUUGUGUAAUGAUGGUGGAAAAGCUGUGCUGGGGUUUGAUGUGGACCUUAGCAAUAAUAUGAAUUCAGUUAGACACACAGAAGGACAUACACAGUCAACAACUUUGGGAAAGAAGCAGAGAACUUGAAUCGUAAUUCAUAAGAAUUAACACACACAGAAACACAGAAUUAAUUAUAAUUGUGCUUUCCGUUGAUAAGGAAAUGCAUAGUUAGUUGUGGCACGUGUUGUAGAUCGGCACCAUCCUGUCUCAAUGUUGUUGACGGUGUGCAUCAACAAGACUUGUCAGGUCCAUUGUCAGGUGAUGUCAUGUUGGUGUUAUUCACCUUUCUCCUUUGAUCUGACUUUUUAAGGCACCUUUGUGACUCUUGCAGUGGUGUGGGGUGUCCAAGCACAACAAUUGCUUUCUUGCCGGAUGUUACCGUGACACACGCUCACUGUCUUUACACAUCAAUUGUGCAGCCCUAGUUUAAACCUGAGGUUUGAAAUACUCUUCCACUGCUCACAAGAAUCAUGAAGCUGAAGAAUAAGCUAUUGAAUCCUCCUCAAGUCAGUUUGUUUGGUCUCACAUAGUUGGUCCAGCUUUAGUAGCUCCCAUUGAAGCUCAUGUUCAACAAAUGAUGGUAGGAUUUCUAGGCUUCAUUGUCUGCGCUGAACUGUGGUGACUCUGUCUUAGAGCCCUCAAGUGUUUAGCAUUCACUGGAGAGUAAAAGCUGAUCGAUUUUUUUUUUUUUUUUUUUUGAUCAAACGAUUCCAUGAAAAUGAGUUGCUGUUUUCCUGGCAGCUUUUCUAUUCAAUGGUUGUACUGAAAUGGUUGGGCCAGGUUAUGGCCAUUUUUUUAGAUAAAAUAAUUCCCAAGGCAUUUAACAUACGUUAAGAUAAAGAUAAUGAUAUCGGUGUAAUAAGGCCUCACAUUUUUUAAACGUCUCUGUUGAAACUAAUUCAAGGGCAAAGCAGCUACUUGACAUGCAACAAAACAUUUGCUCGAAAAAAAUGACACAUUUGAGGUGAAUUAAAAGUCAUUUAAGAAAACUUUGAUCUAAUCCAGUCAUGAUGCACCUGUGUAUCUAAAACAGCUCUUCUUCUCCAGUUGAUGCCAAAUGAUGUUUAAUCACCGCAUGAUAAGAUUCCUUGUGUGCUCAUCUUGGACGUCAAUGGCCCAAAACAGAAGAAGAAAAAGUAACUCCUGAAAACAAAUGUAUCCCCCAAAUGAUUUCCUGAUGGAAUGUUGGCAUGUCAGUCACAGUUUCUCUGCUCCUCACUGCUGGCUAGUUUUUUAAUCCAAUCUUGUCAUCACAAGUCAAAACUGCACAUGUCAGUCAUAAGUUGUGAAGACCCGGUGAGACCCCUUUUUGUCUCCUCCAGCUUUAACCCAUGUUUGCCCGCUUAUUGAGACAAACCAUCUGGAAUGGACUCGUACCUGGACCUGAAUACCCGUCACCUUACGUGCCCUACAGUAACCCCACCCACUUCUAGCCCUUUUCCAUUCUCUCUCUGUGCCUCUCGUCACCAAAACUUCAGGCUGCGACAGAUGAGAAUGAACUCUGCGACGCCCUCCUCGUCCUGUCGUCUCUGGGAACACCUAGUUCAUGAACUUUGAACUCGUGACACUCAUCCAGCCCCCCCUGUAGUGGUGUUGGGGGAUUGCAGGGGGACCCGAGUGAAGCUCCACUGUCUCCACAGUUUUAUUUAUGGACCUCUGCACUUUUGGCUGUGACGACUUCAGUACUUGGUUACCUAAAACUGUCUUUUUUAGGAUUUUAUACAAUAUUUACAUGCAAUAUCCAUCUUUCUCUUCUAAUUUGAACAACUUUUCCUUGUAUUCCAGCCUGGUUUCACUUUUCCCAAAAACGUCUGGUGAUGCUCAAAGAUGAUGAACACUUUUGUUUUGAUCCCUUAAAGCUUGAAGAAAGUCAUCGUAGGUCACCAGAAAACAGGGUCAGUGGAGUCUUGACUACAUGAAACACCUGGGUACCACUUUAACCAGAAGUCUUUCCCAAUUGGUUUAUUAAUCACCUCAUUUUGUGAAAUAGGAGAUGUGGUUCCACAUUUGUCUCAUUUCUUUGAAUUCGUUUUGUUGAUUUCAAGCCCUGACAAACUAUUAAAGACAAAACUGUUCUCGCACAAAUGUGGCAUGCUAACAAAGGUGCUAUGUGAGCAAAGACCAGUUCAGUCUGCAACUGACAGGGAUGAGUUUUGGAGGUCUCUGGCUUCCUUCUGUCACCUGUAGAAUAAUGCAUCUUGCCGUCUAUGUUUUAAUUACUUUGCUAGCCUCAUUUUUACAAGCUCUCGCUCUGAUAAGUAGCUGUACAUCACAGUGCGCAGAAAUCACCUGCGUGUAAUUCCUCUGUUCAGUAAAAUGGGCGAUUACGGCCCAAAAUGGUCAUUGAAGCUUUUGGGUUGUUUUUUUUUCCAUUUUUUUUUAACAUGAGUUACUUGUCAUUCUUAAUGAAACAAAUGGUCAGCUUUUAACCACUAGUAUGCUUGAUAACGUUUGUGUCAUUGUUCACUUUUAGAUCUUUUGGACAGCCGUCUAUCUAAAAACAUGGGAUCACAGCUUUUAUUGAACAAAAAAAAAGGAAUUGAUAAGCCAGUCACGAAUUUCAAAUUCUGUUGAAGUGGUAUCAAGAUGUGUGUAAGGAGUAUCAACUAUGUGGAGCUUAUGCGACGGGGAGGGGGCAGGGCAUGAUCGGUCUUGUCAUGUGACAGAGGGACGAGGGUGCCUGUAUUUUAUAAGGGUUGACUUUUUUUACUCGGGCUCUACUUAUGUGUUUGUCGUCGAAUCUACGGAUGAACAAAUGAACUGGAUGAACAAAUGAAGUCAAUUUGAUGUUUGUUUUUUUUUUUUCCUUAAAAGACUUGGCACUACAACGCCACCAUGUGGCCAUAUGAUGCAAUUUGUUGGUAAGGACACAACAUGUUAUUUUAAUGUUAUUUUUAAUUUUGAGAUCAUAUUAUUAAUAAAGUCAUUAAGUACUGUU